Myotis myotis is the source of this 3752-nucleotide messenger RNA. RefSeq names its product DnaJ heat shock protein family (Hsp40) member B4 (gene DNAJB4). The transcript has 6 exons. Gene Ontology annotation, cellular component: cytosol. The record is from RefSeq and is a predicted model, not a curated record. Lineage: Eukaryota; Metazoa; Chordata; Mammalia; Chiroptera; Vespertilionidae. Gene Ontology annotation, molecular function: protein-folding chaperone binding. Bases 1732 to 2745 code for a protein of 337 amino acids.
GUAAAGGGGCGGAGAUUGAAAGCAGCAAAUCUCGCGAUGUUUCUAAGCAAGUAGCUGUGUAGAGGUGGGGUCUAAAAAAAAAAAAAAAAAAGGACCGGCACGCAGGCGGAUGUCGCGAGAAUUGCGUUUAAGGGUUCGCGAGAAUGUGGUUAGUGAGGGCGCCCCGCUCGCGCGUUCCGGUGCUGAGGCUGUGUGGCUGCCCCUUUAGGGAGUAGAGGGCGGCGCGGCGACCGCAGUGGGAUCGAGCGUCUGAAAGCCCGAAGAAAAGCUGCUUAACGGCCGCUGCCCGAGGGAGUUAGUGUCGGUGAAUUUUACGUUGGGGGUCAUUCUGCGUAUCCGUAGGCAAGAGGGUGACGUCAUGAGCGUCCCGAGGUCACUGCGGCCGGGAGACCGCCCGGGAAGAGCGCUCGCUGGUCGCCGCGAGGUGAUGCUCCCGAAAACGUCCACCCGGUCUAGCGGGAGCUCGGCGUGAUUUUCAGGGUAGUAAAGUGCCCCUGUAUUUUACUUCUUAGAUGGUUAGAUUAUUUAAGUUUUAUCACAAAAGGGGGUGAAUUCAGACCGGAGGCCUGUUACCACGUGAGAUGCUUUUGGAUCCUCAGACCUUCCCCAGUAUAACGGCACAGAAUUCACUGCAUGAAUGGCAGUCCCAGACUCGGAGGGUGCUGUGGGAGACUGUCACAGGGGCCUCUUCCAGAUUCUCUCCUUUUAGAUAACGAAGAAGGAGGUAAAAUGAACUUUACCAACUUGGGCAUUUUGUGUUUUGUUAAUGAGGUCUGUAGAGGAUCUUUCCUAUCGCUGGUCUUCGAGUGAUUGAGAGAAAUGCGUGCUGCAGUCCUAUGAUAUCUAAAACGAAUGUGUCCGUUUGCUCAAGGCCCAAAAGAAGACAGAAAACUAAACAGAUUUAUACAUGCACAUACAUACAAGUGGGUUAUCAUUUUCUUCCCAUCGCAUCCAGUUAUAGUUCUGAUUAUCUUUCCAGCGUUUGUAGCCAUCUCUUUAGAUUUGGGGAGGAAUUUUUAUUUGGAGAAGUAGUGGAGGUAUUGGACUGUAGAUUAAACCAGCUGGUAGAAAGAAAAAUUAAAAGCAGUGCUGGGCGGUGUUGCCAAAUAGAAGUUUUCUACUUGCAUUUUGAGAAAGUGUUCAACAAGUGGCAUUUAUUAAUCAGUAAUUGAUUUUUUAUAUUUUGUUAGACUUAUGUACCAAUUAGAUCUGAUCAACGUAGAGUUAACCACAGUGAUUUAAUUGAUCUCUAAACAAAUAAAGUUUAUUUCAUGUAUACAACAGUUUUACUUGUCUCUAAAUAAUGAAAAUAAGGAAUGCCAUUUCUAGGUUUUCGGGUGUUUUGUUGUAGAUUCUCCUGGAAAUAUGGAUAUUCUGGGAUGGGAAUCAGUUGGAAUCAGUCUAGAUCAGGAUUUCUCGACCUCAGCACUAUAAUACUUUUUAGCCAAGAUUCUAUUUCAGACUAAGGUAUGAAUGGAAGCAGGAAAUAUUUACAUUUAAAGGACAAAGUUGCUAACACAAAUGUAAUUUUGGAACAUUGUGGAGAAUAACAAUUUGACCAGUGUCUGAAACUGGAAUCAGCUCCAUAACGUGUAAAGGACUCUGGACUUGGUCCCAGAGGAUCUUGAUUCAAAUCCCACCCAUGUACCCUUUGAAUCCUUGUAUUGCUAAGACUGGGGACGCAGUUUUCUUUCACAAAGGGAAAUCUAAGUUCAUUUCAAGGCAUUCGAAAUGGGGAAAGACUAUUAUUGCAUUUUGGGAAUUGAAAAAGGAGCGUCAGAUGAAGAUAUUAAAAAGGCUUACCGAAAACAAGCCCUCAAAUUUCAUCCGGACAAGAACAAAUCUCCUCAGGCAGAGGAAAAAUUUAAAGAGGUCGCAGAAGCUUAUGAAGUAUUGAGUGAUCCUAAAAAGAGAGAAAUAUAUGAUCAGUUUGGGGAGGAAGGGUUGAAAGGAGGAGCAGGAGGUACUGAUGGACAAGGAGGUACCUUCCGGUACACCUUUCAUGGUGAUCCUCAUGCCACAUUUGCAGCAUUUUUCGGAGGUUCCAAUCCCUUUGAAAUUUUCUUUGGAAGACGGAUGGGUGGUGGUAGAGAUUCUGAAGAUAUGGAAGUAGAUGGAGAUCCUUUUAGUGCCUUUGGAUUCAGCAUGAAUGGAUAUCCAAGAGACAGGAAUUCUGUGGGGCCAUCCCGCCUCAAACAAGAUCCUCCAAUUAUUCAUGAACUUAGAGUAUCACUUGAAGAAAUAUAUAGUGGUUGUACCAAACGGAUGAAGAUUUCUCGAAAAAGGUUAAACCCUGAUGGAAGGAGUUAUAGAUCUGAGGACAAAAUUCUCACCAUUGAGAUAAAAAAAGGAUGGAAAGAAGGCACCAAAAUUACUUUUCCAAGAGAAGGAGAUGAAACACCAACUAGUAUUCCAGCAGACAUUGUUUUUAUUAUUAAAGAUAAAGAUCACCCCAAAUUUAAAAGGGAUGGAUCAAAUAUAAUUUAUACUGCUAAAAUUAGUUUACGAGAGGCAUUGUGUGGCUGCUCAAUUAAUGUUCCAACAAUGGAUGGAAGAACCAUACCUAUGUCAGUAAAUGAUAUUGUGAAACCUGGAAUGAGGAGAAGAAUUAUUGGAUAUGGGCUGCCAUUUCCAAAAAAUCCUGAGCAACGUGGUGACCUUCUAAUAGAAUUUGAAGUGUCUUUCCCAGAUUCUAUAUCCUCAUCAUCCAAAGAAGUACUUAGAAAACAUCUCCCUGCCUCAUAGAAUGAAAAACUUUGCUACUCAUAUUUUGAUAAGGCACUGAAAAUAUAAAAGGACUGGCUGUUUAUUGAUGUAGAUGUGAAUUCUGUAUAAAGAUGUAUAAAUUAUUUUGAGGGUUCAUUAAAUUGCAUGAAUAGAGACGGGUCAAAUAAAUAGGCAAAAGGGAUUUUUACAGUUAGAGAUGAGAAAUCAUUCACUCUAUUUUAUUUCUCCCAAGUCAGAAAUUUUUAGUAUUUUGCUUACAUGUAAAGUUUGUUUUUGUGGAGUUAGUAGAUAUAUUUCUAAUAAAGUACUAGACUAUCCAAGUACUUUAUUUCUUAUAUCUUUACAUUAUCAAUGUAGUAGGCUCUCAUUUAUAAUGGAAAUUUAAAUUCUUAACUAAGCUAUACAUGUGAUAUGUAUUUCUAGAAAAUAAAAACCCAAGUCAUUUGGAAAUGUGGUUAACUAGAUUUAAAUCACUAUCUGAAAUGCUGCUAUAGGGCUGGUACCCAUAAAAGAAUAUCCAAAUGCAUAUGUUUCAUCAUUUUGAUUUUUAAAAUAUGCUAUAGUGUUUGUUAAUAACAUAGUUGUAAUGUUCUUAAGAUGGACCUUUUCUCCAUAAAAAGGAAAUUCAUGGCAAUUUAUCUCCUGUGGAAAUCCCAAUUGUCUGAAUUACUGAUAUUUUAGAAAUAGGCUGUUUUUAAAAUACCAUAUGUAAUUUUAUGCAAGUUGAUUAUAUAUCUUGGACUUAAUAAAUUAUAGGCACAUUUUAUGGUCCACUAGUUUAAACUAGUUUGUUUAAUAAUAAAUAUGUUUUUAGAGGAAAUGUUGUUACUUGGAAUUAAUUUUCCAAUUACACAGUCUUCUAUAACUUACUCAUAAUAUGCUACAUGUACCUUAUGCAAUUUCCCUAAAAAAGAAUAAACUACCACUAUGGUGUUAAGCCAAAAUAUGGGGAAAAUAAACACUAACUGCUGCUUAUGAAUGAUGUUACUACUACUUGUUAUGCAUAUAAAUAUUUUACUUUUUCA